Molecule: messenger RNA, 837 nt
Organism: Sphenostylis stenocarpa
Lineage: Eukaryota; Viridiplantae; Streptophyta; Magnoliopsida; Fabales; Fabaceae
Source: the annotation of a GenBank genome assembly
AUGGUGAUAAAGUGGAGAUGUCCAAAGCAAACCCUCCCUCCCAGUUGUGAUACUGGUUUCCAAAAGAAACUCCUCUAUCUAGAAUCCAUUGGUAUUGACUCUUUCUCUUUUAUUGAAAACCAUCCAACACUGAUCACCACCUCUCUUACUGAUAUAAAAUCCACCGUGGAAUACAUUACCGCGAUGGAUUUCACUGCAAUCGAGUUUCGGCGAAUGGUUGGAAUGUGCCCUGAGAUUCUGACCACUAAUGUGUCAGACAUCAUACCUGUCUUCACCUUCCUUCAUCGGGAGGUUCAUGUGCCUUGUUCAGACAUUAAGCGGGUCAUAAAUCGCCGGCCGAGGUUGCUUGUCUGCAGUGUUAGUAAGCGACUUCGUCCCACCCUAUACUUCCUCCAAAGUAUUGGCAUAGAAGAGGUAAACAAGCACACUGACUUGCUAUCAUGUAGUGUUGAAGAAAAGUUCAUGCCCAGGAUUGAUUACUUUGAGAAUGGUGGGUUUUCUCGGCGUGAUGCAACUUCAAUGUUUCGCAGAUUUCCUCAGCUGUUUUGUUAUAGUAUUAAAAAUAAUUUGGAGCCUAAAUACAGUUACUUUGUGGUGGAGAUGGGGAGAGAUUUGAAGGAGCUGAUAGAAUUUCCACAGUAUUUCUCAUUUAGCCUAGAGAAUAGAAUUAAGCCUAGGCAUAAAAAGUGUGUAGAAAUGAGGGUGUGUUUUCCUCUCCCUGACUUGUUAAAAACAAAGGAAGUGAAAUUUCAUAGUAGAUUGGAUGUGUUUGUAAAUUCUUCAACACCCUUGAAAACAUCCCCUCUGUGGUGUGCUGGUGGCAACUUUUAUGAAUGA